CUCAUCCAUGUUCACUGGUGCACUGCUGCUGUUAGCUGGUUUUGUCACGACAAUAACAAUGUAUUUCUCUCCCUAGAAAUCUAAAUCCCGAGGACAGAUUUCGAUUUUCAGAAACUGUCAAUAGACUCAGGGAAAACUUUUUACUGUGUGUUAUUAGGUUUGAAGGUGUCAUAUGAAUCUCAUCUUUUGGGGGAGGACAUGUUACUACGCUGAAAUACCUGAGGAAACUAACGCUACCAUUUCAUAAUGGUACUACUUUUGGAAGAUGAUCCUGCCAUCAUCAGGGUCAUGGAUGAGAUGCCUGAGGGCUCUUGCGAUAAGAAAUCCUACUCGCUGCCGCCAUCCUCAUCAGUUCAAGAACUGUACACUACUGUUAUGAAUGGAUGUGAUUAUAGUCCUGACUCUUGCACUUUAUUGGUUACGAAUGAUCAUGUGGAGUUUGAAGUCAAGAGAGAUGAUGAGCAAAGUUUGAAAGACGCAGGUCUCUCAUUGGGAUCUUCUAAACAAAACAUUUUAAAGAUAGUCCCACGUGAAUCUACAACACCUCCAUCCAUCGUUAUCAGCUUGGCAAACAAAGGGGAAGAUAGUAAUGACGCUAAUGCAGAUAUUGUAAAUGGCAGACAGACUAAUUCUUUGAGGGCGAGGACGAGGAUGAAGAUGAGAGAGAGUGACAGAAGCUUUUCUGCAGGUUGUAGAAGAAUAUUAGAAAUGAGAUACCUUGAAAGUCAUACAAAUGUUCCUGCUCGAGACAAAUUGCUAGCUACAAAUGUUUCUUCUUCUUGUAGCAAUUGGAGCACAGGUUACGUCGGUUUAGUCAAUCAAGCUAUGACAUGUUACUUAAACAGUUUGCUCCAAGCCUUGUUCAUGACUCCCGAGUUUCGCAACUCACUUUACAAAUGGGAAUUUAUUGGAUCUCCUGAAGAAACUCCUAAGUCUAUACCAUUUCAACUUCAAAAGCUGUUUUUAAGUCUUCAGACAUCUUCUCGCAGUGCUGUAGAGACAAGCAAAUUGACUAGAAGCUUUGGUUGGGAUGCCAGUGAUUCAUGGCAACAGCAUGACAUUCAAGAACUGUGCCGAGUAAUGUUUGAUGCUUUAGAACAGAAGUUUAAAGAUACAGAUCAAGCCGAUUUCAUCAACAAUCUCUAUCAGGGCAAACUAAUUGACUAUGUCACAUGCUUAGAGUGUAAAACUGAGAAAACUCGUAUUGAUACUUUCUUAGAUAUACCUCUGCCAGUCCGUCCAUUUGGCAGCACUGUUGCAUACAACAGUGUGGCAGAAGCUAUGCAUGCUUUUAUCCAGCCAGAAAUUUUAGAUGGUAAUAACCAGUACUUUUGUGAAACAUGCAACAAAAAGUGUGAUGCUCAUAAAGGCUUGAAGUUUUCCCACUUCCCAUACAUUUUAACUCUUCACCUGAAGCGGUUUGACUUUGAUUAUAAUGCAAUGACUCGUAUCAAGCUAACUGACAGGGUGGAAUUUCCUAAUUUCUUAAAUAUUAAUGGAUACCUUUGUGAGGAAGCAAGGACUUUGCUUGUCAAACAAGAGUCAACCGUUUUAGAGCAGCCUCCAAGCCCAGUCAAUGAUGAAGAUUCAAGCGACCGUUCAGUGAAAGGGGAUGACACAAGCACCACAGAUAGUGCAUCCACAGUUGAGGAUGAAGGGUGCCAGGCAGCAGGGACUUUGCAUGGAUCAACAAGUGGCAGCAAUAGCAGUGGCAGCAAUGUAGACAUGCAGGACUUUGAUGAAGGAAUUGACCUAAGAAAUGGAACCAAUCAAGAUGACAAUGAAAACAACCGACGUCAGACAGAAGGAAGUUCAUCUGGACCACCUGGACCUUAUGUUUAUGAAUUAUUUGCUAUAAUGAUUCAUUCUGGCAGUGCUUCUGGUGGCCACUAUUAUGUUUACAUCAAAGAUUUUGAAAAGGAUAAAUGGUUUUGUUUUGAUGACCAAUCUGUUACCAGAAUAACAAAUGAAGACAUAUCUAUGACAUAUGGUGGUGGAAGCCAUCGUUCAUACUAUUCCGGGGCCCAUAGCUCAAGCACCAAUGCAUAUAUGUUAAUGUAUCGUCAAAUUGACAAGAAAAGGAAUCAAUCAGCAAUGUUAAUUGAUGAGUUUCCCCCUCACAUUAAGGCCCUAGUGGAAAAAAUGCAGAAGGAUGAGGAAGAGGAAAAAAUGUACCGUGAACGAGAUAAAGAUCGAUUGAAAAUAAAGGUGUUCUGUUUCAAGCCUGGGGAAAAGACCAGAUCUGAGACUAAGUUAGUCAUUGAUGGCGACACUACUCUUGCUGAUGCAACUGCCAUAGCCCAUCAAUUAUUUUCGUUAGAGAGUGUGGUUCCUCUGGAACAGUGUCGCCUUGUUAGCUAUGACAAUGUAAAUGAAGCCAUAGACAUUAGCUUUGAUGGUCAAGACGGAGAAACAAUGAAUUCUAUCUACUUAAGCAUGCCCCCAUGUGCCCAAAGCUUGUUUCUUGAAAUAAGGGACCCUGACUCUCAAUUUGAGCCUUACUGCUCAGGAGGUGUCAGUGUGAAAGUUCAUAAGGUGGACAUAGGUAUGAAGGAAGUUGCUCUGCCUGUUGAAGUACGGGUGAAUAAGAGUUCAUUUGCGGAGAUGAAGAAAAAGAUAGCAAGAGCUCUGAAACUCUCUUCAAACAUCAAAGUCAUGGUAGAAGAGUAUGGGAGAGGCCUUGUUGAAUUAAAUUAUGAGGACUCCUUUCAGAAUUCUAAUUUCUAUUUGACGAACAAGGUCUUUGUUGCUGAGAUACCAGAGCAUGAAGCUGAAUCAGAUUUCUUGGAAAAGUUAACGGCCAUCAUUGAAGGAUACAGCAACACAAUCACCUUUUAUUGCACAUUGCCUAAUACUGACAAAGAGAGUUUGGCAAAGCUGGGAAUCACUCCGAUGUCAGGAACAGAGGAAUGCAGAACUCUAAAGUGCGAGGCAUCAGGCGACUCAAACGGAGUGAACAAAGGCGUGUCUCGGGGAACCUCUCCUCAACUUCCCCCAUUAGAAGGUGAAGAAGAAUGCCAAGGGGCCACAGGAUUCAGUGACCAAAGUACCAGUGAAGACAGCAGCCUCACAGACAGUGACAGGACUAUUGUUGGUGAUGAAGCUGACUACUGUCUAGCUGAGCUCUCUUCUUCCAGCAAUUCGCCACCAGGAUCAGAUCAAGCCUGUGUGUCGUCUCCUGAAGAUAAAGAUCUACCACCUUUAGUUAGAAUGAGAAAGCCAGAGAAAUUGUCCACUACACAGCUGGAUAAUGGUUAUAUUAGUGAUGAAGAACUUUGGAAUGGUGAUCAGUAUCAAAUUAAAAUCUUUCCCUGCAACCCUGAUAAGCAUGACAACCAAAAUGUUGUUGGCAUUGUUGCGGACCAUCGUAUGGUGUUGGGCACAGUACGAUCUGCCUUAGCUCGUCACAUGGGUGUAUCUCCUGAAUCUGUCAAACUUUUCCGCCAUCUUCCAAGGAGCAAAGACUGGAUUCGAUACGCCUCUCUGAAUUUAGGUUUGCCUUUAACUUCCCUUCGUGACGAAGAGAACUUGAUUGUACAUUUGGAGAGAGCUCUCAAGAAAGGCGAAUAUCGGGGAAAAGUGUAUCAGCUGUUAGCUGAUGAUGAGGCUGUCAAAUUUUUGUGUGAUUGGAUUGUUGCCAAAGACAUGCUUGUUGGGGAAGCUAAAAAGGAGAUAUUGGAUGAACUCAAGAAAAAACAUGAUUUAGACAUUCCCUUUGACAGGUGUAGAUUGCGUGGCAAGAAGUGGAAGGACCCUGGAAAAAUUUAUCUGGAUUCUCAAUCAUUUCAAGACCUCCAAUUCGAUUCCAACUGGGAAAUGUUUUUGCAAGAGUUGGACGAGCCAGAAAAUGUCACAAGUACAACUCAGGUCACUGUAAUGUUGAAGAGGUUCAGCAUUACAGGUCGAUCUGUUGAUGAUUUCCAUGAAAUCACUAUUCAGAGUCCUUCAUUUAGUGAACUUAAAGAAAUUGUUAGUGACAUUAGUGGUAUUCCAUUAGAAUCCUUACAAUUUGCAUGCCCUUCAGGGAGCUUCCCAUUUAUGCAGUGCCAAACCAAACAAAGAGAAAUCAAGUGGGAUUGUGAAUAUUACAGCAAAUUAGAAGAUGGAAUUGUUUUGUACUACAGAAACAAAGAUGAGGAUGGUACCUCCAAUACAUUCACCGAUGGUGUAUCCUCCAACAGUUGUGUGAGAAUGCUCUGCAGGAAAAAGAGGAACAAGGAUGAUGCAGUUUCUUCUGACUCAAGAGAAGCGGGUUUACGUAAAAAGACCGAUAAGUAUAGGAGGGAUGGAAAUGCACUUAGAAUUGUUGUUAGCCCAACUCCAUCUAAAGAAACUUCAGGACUAGCUGAGUAAUUCAUUAUAUUUUACUUUGUGUUAAAAGAAUUUGUUUUAUCCUUCUCAAAACUUUUUUAACUGUCCCAGGCUCACGGUCUUUUGUUUUUCCUACAGUUUAAACAGUUCUGUGCAUUUAUCAGUAUUUUUUCAUCCAAAUAGCCUAACAUAUCUUUAUUUCCUGCACUUGUAAUGGCACAGUGUAAUCACCUUAAAUGCUGUGUUGCUUGUUCCUUCGUUUCCUUGUGAUAUAUAUGGUCAUGAUGUUGUUAUGCAUUUGUCAGUUCCUAUUGGAAAGUUUUGUUAAGCAAUGAAACUCAUUUAUUUAAAACAUUUUCCCUGUCCCUUUGAGUGGUUCUUCUCCUUUCUCUCCCAUCGCCCAAUAUUUUUUUUUUCUUUUUGUGAAGUAUGUAUUAAUUCUGUGGAUUGGUAAGAUCAUGAUCAGUAUUAAUUUCUCAGUUUCUCUCUAUCCUGUAUUAACUCAGUGUAGGUUUCACAGGUAGGAGGCAAGUACUGUUCCUGCUUGACAUGUUACCACAAUUCUCUUAAUACUGUCUUAUUGUUUUGUCUAUUUGUCACAUCAAUAAUACUAAUGAGUGAUUUAUGUUAACGUUUAUGUAUCAUUGUGAUUUUCAACUGAUGUGUGUGCUGUGAUGUGAGUAAUAACUAUGCAUUGUCUAGUGCACUUCUGUCUUAAGCAUUUUGUGUAAGAUUUUGUUUGUGCUUUACAUCUUGUUGACCUUCAGAAGUCAGUGAGAAACAAAACUAGUCGUUCUUUGCAUUAAUUGUAAGUUAAGAAGAUGUUUUUAACUAAUCAAACGAAAUAAUAGUCUUUCACAGUGUAAUAGAAGUCAAUCGAUCACCUAACAUAUCUUUAAUGAUUGAGGUAAACAUCAGUUAAGUUUUACUUGUGCUUCUUGAUGGACGCAGAAGCUUUGUCCAGUAAAGACCUGAUAUUUUUUGAUUGCAUUUGUUGUGCACCCUUGUUACUCUUUGACUACUGUCUAACUUACAGACUGACUAUUUAUAUGGUUAAUGCUAAGUUUGCCAUUUACCAUUUUGUUCGGUAAUUGGUCAUAAUCCAAAUUGACUGGGAUCCAUAAUAUCCUGUUGGCAAAGUUCAAUUGUUCCUUGAGAUCUGAUUCACAUCACUAUCUACCUACAAUAAUAUUUAAACAAUUUGGCUUGCGAUUCCGUGCUGUACAUAUCAGAUUAUGUGAAUGAUCAAGACACUAGCAUCAUAAGAGAAACAGUAGACUCUGCUGUUAGAAAAUGUUGGAGGCACAAUUUUAGAAGAAUGUCCAACUUCUGUCGCUGACUUAAAUGAGUUGCUACAUUAUUUUCUGUGAAAAGAUUCAAUAUGUCGUGAUAUUUUACUGUCCUCUGUAAAUAAAUAAAGUAUGUAUUUCCUUGUUCA
This is a messenger RNA of Thrips palmi, 5749 nucleotides long. RefSeq names its product ubiquitin carboxyl-terminal hydrolase 47 (gene Usp47). NCBI's taxonomy places the organism in Eukaryota, Metazoa, Arthropoda, Insecta, Thysanoptera, Thripidae. Gene Ontology annotation, molecular function: cysteine-type endopeptidase activity; cysteine-type deubiquitinase activity. Gene Ontology annotation, cellular component: cytosol; nucleus. The record is from RefSeq and is a predicted model, not a curated record. Gene Ontology annotation, biological process: protein deubiquitination. The transcript has 24 exons. Bases 247 to 4353 code for a protein of 1368 amino acids.